AUGUUCUGGCACAUCACCCUUACGAAUGGCUCAGAUCUCGUCAAGAUUGAGGGGCUCCUCUCCUCGUCUCCAGACCUCGGGUCAUACGUCCGCCGCCUCUCUAUAUUGACAAGCGAACCAUCCACCUUGCUCAGCCUUCGUCUAGUAGACCGGCUAGAUUACGAGUGGGCUCAACUUCUUCUCAAGCUCGAUAGGGUCGAAGAUCUCACGAUCAGAAGGCUGUACCCUGACAGUUUGAGUGAAGACGUCAAACGGGAUUUGUCGAAAUAUCUAUCUAACAUCAAGAGAUUAUAUGUGGAGGAUCUAUCAUGGUGGAAACACCAUGAGAUGUUUUGGUUCUUAUGCGCAUUCAGCAAGCUUACUGCUAUUAACCUUGUCGAUGUGCAAUUUCCUCUAUCAGAUAUGCCAGCUCUCUCUGAUGCACCAGCCAUCACGCCGACAAGUGCAGUUGCCAUCGAUACUCUCGCAACGAUGCAGUCCCAUGAUUAUUUCCUGCAAUGGCUUCUCAAUGGCGCAUUCCAUCUACAGCUGCGCAAUUUGCAAGUACGAUUACCAUCUUCGCUCAGAACUUCACGAAGCCACGAGCUAGUCUCAUCUAUAAUCAGUUCCUCCCACUCAACUUUACGGGCUCUUGUCCUUGUUGAUCCCAGGUUAACAGCGGUGGCAGACCACGAAUCCUAUUAUCGUGACGCGCUCGCUGGCAUCAUCAACCUGACUUCGCUGCAUCUCAAAUACAUAUAUUCAGAUGAAAACUUCGACUCCUUUUGCUCACACAACAUACUGAACGUCAUUAGUGGCAUGACCUGUUUUCUCCGCUGGCUCACUCCAAAUCCUCAUCUACGCCGAUUGCAGAUGAGUUUCAAGCCCAUAAGUUGGCGCCAUCGCUUCGACCGUAGCGUUUAUGAUCCAGAAAUGGCCCGGACGGAUGUGCACCAUAGUUUCAAGGGCCCCUGGGAAGGAAUGGACGAUGCACUGGUCUGCCUCGUAAGACAACUACCACACAUCGUGAUCGUGAUCAAUUUCUGUAUCGAUUCUGAAUCAUUCAAAUUCGAAGACCUGGUAUCCGCUACUCUCUCUUGCCUGCCAAGACUAGUACUAGGCGAGCAGUGCAGGUUCGGAAUUGUAUGUGGGAAUGAAUGGGCUGAAGAUGUGAUUUUUGGAGGAGAAGUUCGGAGAGGGUCUGGGCGAUUUGAACAAUGGUUCGACUUCCCUCGGUAG
Molecule: messenger RNA, 1218 nt
Organism: Fibroporia radiculosa
Lineage: Eukaryota; Fungi; Basidiomycota; Agaricomycetes; Polyporales; Fibroporiaceae
Exons: 1
Coding region: 1-1218 (405 amino acids)
Source: RefSeq, a predicted model, not a curated record